CCUAUCCCCUAGUCCCUCUGUCUGACCCCUGACCUGGUGGAGAGUAAAUAAGCGCAGCUGCUUCGUUCUGCUCUGAUUUUUGCUCUGGUAGAAAAACAGGAUGAAGCUCUGUGCCGAUCAGUAAAGCCUGAUGGAGAUCGUUGAGUUGCGGCAGUGAUGCUGUAAGCUGUGAGGUGGACGGUGGGGGAUGUUGCGCUGGACGGUGCACCUGGAGGGCGGCCCGCGCAGGGUGAAUCACGCCGCCGUCGCCGUGGGCCACAAGGUCUACUCGUUCGGCGGUUACUGCUCCGGGGAGGAUUACGAAACCUUUCGGCAGAUCGACGUUCACGUCUUCAACACAGUGUCUCUGCGGUGGAUGAAACUGCCUCCAGUGAGAACUGGAGGGAGAGAACAUGCACGGGAAGUUCCCUACAUGCGCUACGGUCACACGGCUGUGCUGGUGGACGAUACCAUCUACAUCUGGGGGGGCAGGAAUGACACGGAGGGGGCCUGCAAUGUGCUGUACGCCUUCGACGUCAAUAAUCACCGAUGGUACACACCCAAGAUCUCAGGGACAGUUCCUGGAGCGAGAGACGGUCACUCUGCCUGCGUUCUGGGAAAAGCCAUGUACAUCUUCGGAGGAUAUGAACAACUGGCCGACUGUUUUUCCAACGACAUACACAAGCUGGACACCACCACCAUGUGCUGGUCCUUAAUCAACGCUACAGGUACUCCAGCACGUUGGAGAGAUUUCCACUCUGCAACCAUCAUUGGGACGAAGAUGUUUGUGUUUGGCGGACGGGCGGAUCGGUUCGGCCCGUUUCACUCCAACAACGAGAUCUACUGCAACAAGAUCAAAGUGUUCGACACGGAAACAAACAGCUGGCUGAACACCCCCUCAACACCCCUCCUACCCGAGGGGAGACGCAGUCACUCCGCCUUUGCAUACAAUGGAGAACUCUACAUAUUUGGAGGCUAUAACGCUCGACUGGACCGCCACUUUAAUGACCUGUGGAAAUUUAAUCCAGGUGAAUUUAUCUGCCCCUGUGUGUGUUGCAGUCCGUGUCCGGAGCAGGGAAUGGGGGACGAGUUUAAUCUGAUGGAUCAUUCGGAUCUCUACAUCCUCGACUUCAGUCCUGAUCUGAAGACUCUGUGUAAGAUUGCGGUGAUCCAGUUCAGUCUGGAUCAGUCAGGACUUCCUCACGACAUCCGGUGGGAACUGGCUGCCAUGACGACCAACAGCAACAUCAGUCGGCCCAUCUUCUCCUCUCAUGGCUAAAGACGGGAAAGAUCAGUCAGAACCAGAACAGAACCUGGUGGUUCUGCUGCUAAGGGAUGAUGCUCUGACAAGUGAAGAAGAUUUCUCAGACUUUCUCUGGAUCCUGUGAUCUUCUGACUACGUUUAAACUCUAACCCUCCUCCUUCUGUGGACAUGGUUUCUCCUGCUUAUGAAAUAUUGCACAUUCACUGUUUUUGAUGACAGACUGCAGUAGUUCCUUGGUGAAGAACCUGGAUCUCCAGACAUUAGUCAUUUUAGAUAUUCAGUGGUGUUACAAGUUACUGUGACUUCUUUUAAGGUUUUUCAGAAACUUUACAAUCAGGUUUCUCAUCUUCUUUAUAAUCAAGUCUCCAUCUUCAGUGGCACCUUCAGGCAGAGUUGAGGUUUCUACUGUGAUGGACCAGGUUAUACACCUUUCUCAGAGCAGAAAAGAUCAAAGAUCAUCAAAAUCACCUGAAGAACAAGUGCCCAGAGCGCCUCAUCAGUAUCUGUCCUGCAUUUUUAGAAGUUGGACCUCUUAAUGAUGUGAACUGACCGGUCAGCAGCGAGUGGGCCACUUUCUGACCGCGUCUUUCUGGCUGUUACACCACAGGAACGGGGUGGGGGGUGUUUGAGUGUCUGUUGCUGAAAAACGCUGUUAAAGAUAAAGAACAACGUGAUUCAUCUUUGCUCUGUAUUUGGGUUUCUGUUCUGCUCCAUUUCCUGGCUGUUCUGAAGUUCAGCUCUGAUCAGAAGUUCAUUUCCUCCUAAAUCUGAUGGUGCCAAAUACAGACCGUGUGUGUGUGUGUGUGUGUGUGUGUGUGUGUGUGUGUAUUUACCACGUAUAAACACUUGGCUGUGUUCAGUGCUCUACUCAUCCGGCCCGGCUGUACGGACACACUAAACCUUUUACAGAAUGUCCUGCAGUUACACCGUCACGCACCGUUAGCAUCCUCACAACGAGCCAGAGAACUCCGUUCACCUUUAGAAUCUAUUUUAUGGCGGAAAUUCAAACAAAAUAAAAUUUUUCUGUUCCAGAGAUGAAGAGUCGUUUCUGUACUGAACUGACUGAGUGUUAUUUAUGGACAGCAGAAUGAGUUUAAUCAGAUAAUCGGAACGUAAUUCUGCAUUGGAGUGGGUGUGGCCUUUUUUACUCAUGACUAAGCUUAUUUUAUAUAUGAAAAAUACUGAAUGGUAAUGGUUUUGAUGAUUAAUAAAGAGGAAAAAUGCUGCUUAA
Molecule: messenger RNA, 2474 nt
Organism: Pygocentrus nattereri (red-bellied piranha)
Lineage: Eukaryota; Metazoa; Chordata; Actinopteri; Characiformes; Serrasalmidae
Gene: klhdc3
Product: kelch domain containing 3
Exons: 10
Coding region: 188-1258 (356 amino acids)
Cellular component (GO): cytoplasm
Molecular function (GO): chromatin binding; protein binding
Source: RefSeq, a predicted model, not a curated record